AUGGGUGUAUCCCACAAAUGGUUGAGACUUGUUCGUAGGAAGUUCCUCAGAUCAUCCAACAAAGACAUAAUUCUCCCACGAACAAGUAUUUGCACGAAUCAAAGUGAAGAAGCCAUACUAAGGAAUGAUGCAACCACCACCGAAGACUUCGAUUUGCCGAUACCAACCUCUUCGGCUAACAUAUUCACCGAGGAAGAUGUCGCAGCAACUAAGAUCCAAGCUUAUUUCAGGGGUCAUCUUGCAAGACAAGCAUUUCGGGCUCUUAAAAGCCUGGUGAAGCUGCAAGCAUUGGUUCGUGGGGUGUGCGUAAGGAAACAAUCACGUAUAGCAAUGCAGUGUAUGCACGUUCUUGUCCGGUUACAAGUCAGGGUUCGUGCAAGGCAGCUACUUGGCAGGUUUGAUAAUGAUUAA
Messenger RNA from Gastrolobium bilobum, 411 nucleotides. RefSeq names its product protein IQ-DOMAIN 20. The record is from RefSeq and is a predicted model, not a curated record. Lineage: Eukaryota; Viridiplantae; Streptophyta; Magnoliopsida; Fabales; Fabaceae. The transcript is spliced from 2 exons. Gene Ontology annotation, molecular function: protein binding. The coding region runs from base 1 to 411 and encodes 136 amino acids.